GCUGCCUUGUAAACACGAUGAAGAAAAAAAGAGGAAAUGUGUGAGUGCUAGGGUAGCCCGCCUUUUAGGGUACCCUCUCUCCUUAUAAACAGGCCCUAGUAGACCUUAAGCGAUUUACGCUGCCCUGUUAUCGAGUACGCUUGACCGGUUUUAUCUGAAAACAGUGGAUAAUCGUAGAACCCAGGUCUCUCGCGGACCGAAUUCCUAGAAUUCGACCUAAUUCUAGUUCUCAGAAUUACAGUUUGUACGAAAAUUUAUUUUAUAUUUCUGUGAUAAAAAAAUAGCUUUGAUAUUUUUCUAACUCCUUCGAAUAUCAACAUGACAAGAUACGAUAGCCAGGGCGUUCCAGUGUUGAGUUUUCAUAAUCCAGCGGGAACGAUUCUUUAUCCAACGGGUCUUUACACUUACGCUAUGGGGAAUACAAGAGCUAGAGACUUAACGGAGCUUUUGGGAACCUCGAAAGAACAACAUUUAGACUUGUUGCUUUUAGCUUCUGGUGAUAUAAGGAAUGUGUUGUGCACUGUAUCAGAUCUUUCUUUGAGAAAACGUCACGAGCGUCCUAAAAGUUUGAAUUUUCAUUUAAACGACUACGAUCCAUCGGUGGUUGCUCGCAAUGCUGUGCUUGUUGAAGCCGCUUGUGCGAUAAAUCCUGAAAUCCCAGAUGAUGUGGACUUCCUAUGGAAUAUCUGGUAUAACCUUGCAAUAUCGAAAGCUCAUUUUGACAGACUGCGAAAUGUUCUCUCUGAAUUGCUGGAGAAGGAUUUUGAGAGCGACGGGAGUGUUUUAAAGUUUCAAGAUAGCGCCGUUCUUAGGGAAUGUCGUGACAUAUGGAAGGACUGGAGGGAUCUCGAUCUUGAAGUACAAAGCAUAAAAGAGAGUAGAAACAGGCUAAUCGAAGAGCGAAGAAAAGAACUGAAAUUCAGUCGUGAUGACCAGUGCCUGUCUGUGCUAAGCCAAAUGGUAAAGUUGAUCUAUGAAGAAGCACUAGACCAUUUUUGUGAACCAACGUCGGCAAAUCCACUUUACGACGAAAUAAAGCACUGGUUCAGCGAAGGUUACACAAGCGAUGAAUCGGACAAGACAAACCCAACCUUAAUUCGUCCGUUUGUUCACAAAUGGAAGCAGCACUAUGGUUCUUGUGCGUUCGAAAGCUAUCCGCCUCUUGAAAGACAAGACCUCGAGCCUGAAUGCAAAUCGUUGGCAGCUGCUUGCAAGGAGCACCUAAUGCUGUGGGUGAAACGCUUCCAGGAACUGAAGAAAAAUCACUCAGCAACUUUAAAGGUUAUCCUGUGGAAUGGCGAUGCACUUGCCCUGUGUACUAGUGGCCUCCCUUCAGAAAGUUUGUUUGACGUCAUCGACACAAGUAAUGUCAGUGAUCACAUUGGCUUGCUGAAUGUUCUCGUUUGCUGUGCCCCAAGGCUAAAAUUGCCAAACACAUCUCUCUUGUUUACAUCAAGCUUGUUAUGGAGUGAUGAUUGUAAAGAUAUGGAGGAGUAUUACUUCAAAUGUGUUGGUGUUCCGCUGCCACUUCUCCCGACAGUUCUUGGUUUGAAGCUGACUGUUGAUCUUGAGCUGGGAAGCAGUAAACUGCCGGACAGAAUUCAGAGUAAAGAAGAAAUUCUUUGCUGGGUAAAAGCGGAGCAUAAAAGGACGGUGCUGACGAUAGAUAAAAGCAGUGACGUUGCACAAGCCCUACUUCGGCUGGCUGAGCGGUGUUUCAAUCUACUGAACGAAACACGCCAGAAGUUUGGUGUUCAAUCGCCCUCGCCACUGACCCUACUUCGAAUUAUUCAUCAGAUACAACCAUUGGUCAAAGGAGGAGCCACUCAGAUAUUUGAUCUUCUUGAAAGUGAGCUACCUGCCGAUUUCAACAGAAAGUUUGGUCUGUCUUGGAAUUUGUUAAAAGCAUCCGUAGGAAGCCACCGAGAGCCUAUAGUUGAAAUAAAAGCAUCCUCCAAGAUAUCGGUGGCCUCUUGGUACGAAGGAACGCCCAUCCCGAUGAUUUGUAUAGAGCGGGAGCACAGCGAUUUUGAACGGCUUCAGUCACAAUUGCGUUUAGCUAUGGGUGUGCCUGUAGAACCGACCAUUUCAGUAAUUUACAACAACUUACGAUAUGAUGACAACACACACAUCGUGACAUUCCAUCUGCGUGAAAAAGACUGGGAUGAGCUGAAGUCAACUUCCCGGAUGUGGAUCUCGUCAACAGCUGAUGAUCUCUUGAUCUUGUUUAAUAACUUGCUUCAAGUCAUAAAUCGUGAACCAGUUCCACUCGGAGACGAGAUCGUUAAAAGUGUUCAAGUGGUUGAUCCACUGGAGACAUUUGGUUUGUUCUCGGUACAAAACUUCACCGUAAAUGAAUCCAGUGAAAAUUGCCAAGUACUUAAGGUACUAAAAGUAGAGGAGAACACAUUCUCAUACUACGCAGAACUUGAAAUACUGGACUCGGUAAUCUGCAAAGCGAAAGCGAUGAAGAUUACUUUCCAUCCAGAGAAAUGCCCAACCGAAGUCCAAAUAGACUUUGAGGAUGCUAAAGGGUGGGUAUCAUUUUGAAAAAUACUGCCAAUUGAAUUGAAUUUUCAGAUUAUUUUUAUCUGCAAUCCUUUUAUAAAUGUAAACUUAAUUACAGAUUCUUAUUGUUGUUUUUGUUUUUGUUUUGUUUUUUUAUCAUAACAAA
Orbicella faveolata is the source of this 2674-nucleotide messenger RNA. RefSeq lists its product as uncharacterized. NCBI's taxonomy places the organism in Eukaryota, Metazoa, Cnidaria, Anthozoa, Scleractinia, Merulinidae. The record is from RefSeq and is a predicted model, not a curated record. Gene Ontology annotation, biological process: regulation of transcription by RNA polymerase II. Gene Ontology annotation, molecular function: DNA-binding transcription factor activity, RNA polymerase II-specific. Gene Ontology annotation, cellular component: nucleus.